Messenger RNA from Fulvia fulva, 2076 nucleotides. RefSeq lists its product as uncharacterized. NCBI's taxonomy places the organism in Eukaryota, Fungi, Ascomycota, Dothideomycetes, Mycosphaerellales, Mycosphaerellaceae. The transcript has 3 exons. The record is from RefSeq and is a predicted model, not a curated record. Gene Ontology annotation, molecular function: ATP hydrolysis activity; ATP binding. Bases 1 to 2076 code for a protein of 691 amino acids.
AUGGCACGCACAAAACAGACAGCUCGCAGAAGCACCGGCGGAAGAGCACCCAUGCCGCAGCGCGCGAUGCAAUCCAACGGCGUCGUUGUGGACAAUCCCAACAUUGAUGAGCAGGAUGCGAAGAAGCUCAAAGAGAUUGAAGAAGGCGAGAUGCAAGCCUCCUUGAAGCACAUCGAUCGGAAGUAUACUGAGAAGGGUGCCGUCUACUAUGCCGAGACCGUGGAGGAGAUCAUUCCAGAACAAGUGAACUGGUGGAGCAAGUUUGCUCUUUGCCUGGUCCGGUACAUGGACCAAAGCAACAAGUUCGUUCAGAAGACCAGUUUGCAGGUCAACUCCCAACACCUCAAGGAUGUUCUGAAGUCGACUAUCAGGAAGUUCCCAGGCGUAUCUUUCCAGACCAAGGAGAUCACCAUCGAUGCACCCUAUCGUGUGCUGUUUCACUACAAGAGCGAACUCGAGGACGCUGGAGAAAAGCUUGAAGCCGAGGCCAAGGACCACCUCGAUUUCUUGCUGGACUUCAUCGAUGAACAGUUCCACGACACCAUCGAGGAGUCAGAGAACUUGUUGGAGCGGGGCCUCAUCUCUUAUCCGCUUCUGUGGACCAUCCUCCGUCCAGACACCACGGAAAUCUAUGCGCCAGUCUUCGGGCAGAACCGCGCCUACUCUCUGCAAAGCUAUGCGUACUCCUGUGACCCUCCGGGCCUAGGCCUCAGGAUGGAGUAUGUCGACUUCGAUGGUGACGACAUGGGCACACGCUGCGCUACUAGACUCAUUCCAGCUUUUGCAGGAACGGAGAAGAUUGUCGAUCUGCCUGCGUACCCUCUCGUUUACCAUCCGUCACCAGCUGCCUUGCGUAAGCAGCUCAUUGAGCGUGGCCGGCAGUUCGAAAAGCUCGCCGGCAUGAGCUUCCAUUGCUACAGCGGCAUCGCUUUCGAGCAGGGACCCCGCGGCAUGAGUCGCUACAACAUCGAUGGCAGAGUGGUCGUGGACACCAAGAUCUUCCACCGUCUUGAGGCAGACUAUGCUUUUGGAGUCGACGCUUUCAAGUCCGAGGAGGACAAGCGCAAGAAGCGACGUCGCAUCCAGGACGAAGGCGAUGAUGGCGAGAACCAAGAACUAUCGCUCGACCUUGUGCCUAAGGAAGAGCUGGACAUCGACCCGCUCACCGAUGAGCAGUGCAUGCGUGCCAAUGCGAUGGUUCGCGGCUUCUCCUUUGCCGAGAAACGAUGGCUGGACUUCUUCGUCGAUAAACUCUUGGACGCUGCCUGGAACCCAAACUGCUUCGAGCAACUUGUGUUGCCCCAGACGCAGAAAGAUCUGGUCCAAGCACUGGUCGCCAAUCAUGUACAGCAGCGCAACGACUUCGAUGACAUUGUCAAGGGCAAAGGCAAGGGCCUGAUCAUGGUUCUACACGGUCCUCCUGGAGUCGGAAAGACACUCACUGCCGAGACGGUCGCAGAGUUCACUCGACGUCCUCUCUACAUGGUAUCAUCGGGCGACCUUGGUACCAACAGCUCGACUCUUGACGACCGUCUCACACGCAGCCUCGACAUGGCCAGCACUUGGAAGGCCGUGCUCCUAAUCGACGAAGCCGAUUUAUUUCUCGAACGACGCAGCCUUCACGACAUGGAACGCAACAGCCUGGUCUCCAUCUUCCUCCGUGUCUUGGAGUACUACGAAGGUAUCCUCUUCCUGACCUCCAACCGAGUCAACACCUUCGACGACGCCUUCAAGUCCCGCAUCCACGUGCCACUCAAGUACAACGACCUGACAGUCGACUCGCGGAAGCAGAUCUGGAAGAACUUCCUGGGCAAGAUGGAGAGUGGCGUACAUGUCGAUGAGGAUGGCUACGACAGUCUCGCACAAGCUGAGAUCAAUGGUCGCCAGAUCAAGAACGUCAUCCGUACUGCGAAAUCGCUUGCUCAGUUUCAUAAGCAGAAGCUGGACAAUGAGAAGCUCGAGCAGGUCAUCAAGAUUCAGAUGGAGUUUGAGCAUGAGCUUGAUGCUGACUCGAAGGGUCUCACAAACGGCAGGCAGGCCAAUGAGACGACAAAUGGCUUGGCCAAUGGGCACUAG